AUGAGUCGCAGAAGUCGUGGAAGCAAGAUUGGCGUUAACACGGCAAGCGGCCGACCGUCAAGCGCGUCGGGAGCUGCUCGCGGCAGCCACCGUGAGGAGUUGACAGUGUUUCCGGAGAUGCCGUCGUUCUUUCCCGAUCCCAUCGCUCUCGACGCGGAGGAUUGCCACCUGAAGCAGUUCCGUGAUGAAAUUUUUCAACGGGAGUAUGCUACGAGUAUGAGAGUCACGCUUCAGGGGCUUCAGGCGCAACUGCAGCAGCGUGAGGAGAAACAAAAACAACUAAGCUGCGAAAGUAACGAGCGGAGUCCCACUUCCUUGCAGCACCGUGGCGGUAAUUGGAAGCCUCACGGUGACGAUGAGGGGGUGCAUUGGAGGCCGGCCAUCGGUGAGACGCAGGUGUCGUUGUCACACACGCUGGAGAAGCUCAUCUCCGAAGUCCACUUGACGCCGUUAUCAAAUGAAGCAAAGAGCAGAAUAAUAAAUAUGAAGGAGGACAGGAGCCCUAAAAAACUCACUGAAAUACCCGCGGAAGAGUCUGAGGGGGCUUCAUUCAUGCUUUCUAUUUUGACAGCACCGGGUCCAGAGGAAAAAGAGAGGCAUAAACAACAGGAUCCUUCACCUAACUUGCCUGUGUAUCUGACAGAGCCGUUUCCAGUCGCGCUAUUUGGGCUAGCGGAAGAGGUAGGAAUGCGAAAUAUGACAGCUGAAACGCGUGAGGUUGUGGAGUCUAUUGCUGAAGCGAGAAAGCAACUUGGCCUUAAUGUUGGAUUCUCAAUGGAACUACCAGCACGUGAGGAAGGUUUUAAGCAGCAGGCGUCAACUCCUGGAAAUGAACCCACGACCUCUGUUUCUCCAUUUUCUCGUAUCAUAUCCACUGCAACGAUACCGUCUCCGCGUUGCGCCUUUACGUUCCCAUUGGCGGAUGCAUUUGUUCUGGAAGCGGAGCAGCGCCUUGCAGCUGAAAUGUUUUGCGAAUCUAUUUGCGAAGAUAUUGUGGAGAUCGCGGCAGAGAUGUACUUGACACGCACCUUUGAUGCUAUGGCGGCCGCCUACACAGCAUGUUCCAUCUGGGAUGAAGUGCAUGACUCGGUUGUCCGCUCGUUUAUUCCACAUAAUCCACUGGAGCUUCCUUUGCAUGAAGCGGGACUUGUCACGGCUCCGGCCAUCAUGCCGAAAAAACCAAAAAGACUAAUUAAAGGUGAUCCAGCGGGUGCUCUGCCAGUGGAUGACAAAGACAAUAAAGACAAGGCGGAGGUAACUAGUUUAGCAGGCUACAGCCUACCCUAUUGUGGUAUGCUUCCGGAAUGGGCCUCGUCUCCGUCGCUUCUGGAUGCGGACGCUAUUCUUUUCUUUCACUGCCGUGGGACGGCAGCUCCAUCGCCCUUUUCUGGCGAUGAACUCACAAAAACAAAUGCGCUGAUGGGGCAGGAGCAGGGUUUGGCCUUUUCACGACUUCUCAAUGCAUCGUUGAAAAGAACUGAGAAACGACCCGGGAAGGCUGGAGUUGUGACAUCGCGUUUUCCGACAGGUAAAACAUUUGCAGUGGCUGAAAGAGUACGUGGAGUCACUGAGGAAGAUGGUGACAGUCCUGGUCUGCCGCCCACGCCUAUUGCUUUGGAUGACUAUGCUCGGUACGUUCUUCCAAAGGUCGCGGAGCUGAGGCAGCAACAGAGCGCCGAGGACAAGGAAAGGGGAGAGGAGCAAGAAGCAACGAAAUGGACGGGGUCGCAAAGAAGAUCAAGUCAGUAUAGGUCCAAUACCAGGAGCAAGGAAUCUGUAAUCGCAAUAAGUGUUACACCUCGCAAGGAAGAGGGUGAGGGCGAACUACAGGUUGCAACGCGGGGCAUCAAGCCCUUUGCAGACGGUCUCAGUAAAGUAAGGCGUAUUCAAAAUACAUUCAAAAGGGGUCGAAGACCCCGUCCGCAAGAUGUAUCUCCAAGGGAAUUCUCAGCUCGUGCUAAGACCAAUUCUUCCAUGGGAGCAGUGACAGUGGGACAGGUGGUGGAGGAUGAUUUGACAAAGGCACUGCAGCAGCUACCACACGGUUAUUUUGUUGCUUCUACGAUGGGGAGCUACGGUGCGUCAAGUGUGCGAGUCCCCGUACCAGAUUCUCUUGUGUUUAUAGAAGGUGAUCGUGCGACAACUUUCUCUACAGCUGUGAAGAAGAAACAACAGGAAACUGGCAUUAGCGAUAAGAAUACCUCAAUGACGAAGGCGUCGAUGCACGUUUGCAGAGGCAGUGAAGUUACCUUAAAUGGGAAUCUAUGGGAUGAUGAUACCACGGCGAAGUUGUCUGUAAAUAUUAUGAAAGGUGGUCGUACAACGUUGGGUUUUCAUGCGAAGGCAUUCACAGCAGCAGCAACAGAGGCCAACACGAAUGCGGAAUUGCCGCAAGAAUCACAAAUAGCGGAUCAUCAAACUUCAAGAGCUCGCGGCCGGUAUGCGAUUGUUACACGUAAGCAACAAAAAAAAUUGGAGGACAGGCGGCGGCGUCAAAAGGAGGCAGCCGAACAAGCUGCAUACGAAAACUUGUUUGUGAGACCACCUCCGCCCUCUCCUAAUACGAAUAGAGACGGCACGGUGAACAAAGACUCGGAUGCUAGGAAAGGUCAUAGCCCUGAGUCGAAGCACUCGGUCAGGAUUGUCGCUGAGCCUGGCGUUGUCGUGGAGCGGUUGCCGAGACCAGAGGAGAAGGACGCGAAGGCGAAGGCGGCAAAAAGAGGCAAGUCACGUGGACGACAAAACAAGCUACCACCGAGUAGUAAUUCAGCGGCAGACGCAGAAAUUGUGUUGUCUGAUGGAGGUGAGUGGAUUCCACCGGAAGGGAAGUACCGCUGGUCCGGGUUUGACAAGCUGGCUGAGGAAAGCAAUGCGGCGGCAGGAGCGGCACCGGCGCCGUCGGAAACGGGAGUUGCUCCCAAGCCUGCGUCUUUUCAAACUGCAAGUACACGGCAGCGUCAAGACGAGGAAAAAGGACAUAGCCAAGGAGAAAAGGAGGGGAGGCAGGAGGCAAAAAAUAAAGUAUCCAUCAUUGCAGCAAAACCACCUGCACAAACGGCAGUGAAGUUAAUGACGCGUCCUGUUCAACGAAUGCCAGCGCUCAUUUCCUCCUCGCAGAGGGGCAAACAAGCGGGGCAAAAGAAAACAGAGACGGAAACGGUGGAAACGGGGGUGGAAAAAGCCUCAAAUGUGAAGUAUGCGGCACCUGUGGAACCGCGUGGAGCACAAAAUAUGCUGCGCCGCCACAACCUGCCGCGGCUUCCACAGCAGCCACUGAGGAGUGACAUGAUGACGCAUGAUACCGUUAGUUGCUUGAAAACACCGUUAGCGUCAGAGAUGAACAACAUACGCCGUCUGGCCUCUAUCCUCAAGAAUGACUCAGUCAACGCAGAAGCGUAG
Molecule: messenger RNA, 3399 nt
Organism: Trypanosoma rangeli
Lineage: Eukaryota; Euglenozoa; Kinetoplastea; Trypanosomatida; Trypanosomatidae
Exons: 1
Coding region: 1-3399 (1132 amino acids)
Source: RefSeq, a predicted model, not a curated record